Messenger RNA from Heterocephalus glaber (naked mole-rat), 1305 nucleotides. Lineage: Eukaryota; Metazoa; Chordata; Mammalia; Rodentia; Bathyergidae. The record is from RefSeq and is a predicted model, not a curated record.
AUGGGUUUCUGGGAUUGGCUUCGCGGCGGCUCAACCUACCAAGCAACACCCGCCGAUACGACUUAUAACGUCGUCGACCGGGUCACUUCGGAUAUUUUGAACCAGUCCGUAGACCAAUUGUGGCGCCGCCAGCCAUACCUGCGAACCGUCGUUUCUUUCAUCGCGCGGAAUAUCGCACAAAUCGGUAUGCACGUACUCGAACGUGAAGCGGACGGCGGCCGGCGUCGGGUACGUGACGGCGCCGCGGCGAAGCUGCUACAACAGCCAUCGCCGGAAUCCACCUGGUACGAGCUCGUGUACGACCUAGUGUCAACGCUGGCACUGUAUGACGACGCGGUGCUGUGGCUCCGGUCGAAUUCGGAGACCGAACGGUUCGAACUUCGCCUUAUCCGACCGAAUUGGAUCGUAGGGUGGGAAUCCCCGACGGCGUUUAGUCGCGGCGCGUGCACGGUCGCGAUACCGGGAACGAAAAAGAUCCAAAAGCUCCCCGCCGACUCGCUGAUCACCUUCCACGGCUGGGACCCAACCGACGCGCGCGCCGGGUCCUCCCCGGUGGAAGCGCUUCGCACGAUUAUCGCGGAACAGUGGGAAGCGAACCAGUUCCGCCUGCAAAUGUGGAAGAAGGGCGGCCGUGUUGGUUCGUAUCUGACACGACCGGCUGGCACCGACUGGAAACCGGAAACCCGUAAACGGUUUAUCGAAGAAUUCCGUUCGCAAUACACCGGACCGCAGGGCGGCGGCGUGCCGCUGCUCGAAGAUGGUAUGGAAAUGAAACGCGUCGGGUUCGCGGCGAAAGAAGAAGAGUUCGUCGACUCGGCAAAACUCGCACUUACCACGGUCGCGUCGGUUUACCACAUCAACCCGACAAUGCUCGGCCUACUGGAUAACGCGAACUAUUCGAACGUUCGCGAAUUCCGGCGAAUGCUUUACGGCGACUCGCUCGGCCCCAUCAUUCGGCAAAUCGAGGACCGUUUAAAUGCGUUCCUCAUGCCGAAGCUCGGCGCCCCCGAAGGUCAAUACAUCGAAUUUAACCUUCACGAAAAGCUUCGCGGUUCCUUCGAAGAACAAGCCGCGGUUUACCAAGCCGGUGUUGGUGGUCCGUGGAUGACGGUUAACGAAGCGCGUUCACGCGAAAACAUGCCGACUAUCGAAGGCGGCGACGACCUGAUCCGACCUUUGAACGUGGGAACGGCGACCGACUCCGACACGGACGAACCCGACGAACCGGCGGAACCGGCCGAACCCGAAGAAGAAGCCGGAGGAAAAUCGACCGACGGGCUAAUCCUGCCAGGGGGUGAAACAUGA